AUACAAAUCCCGCACAAUCAAUUCAAAUUACUACACAGGUUUUAAUUAAUUAAUUAUUUAAUUAAUUCGAUCUGAUAUACCUAAUUUUCUACCAUUGAUCAGCCAUGGCUUCUUCUCUGAUCAGCAGCAGCAGCAGCAGUUUCUAUCAAUUCCCAGUUAUCAUCCAUGGCGGCAGCACCCUAACCCUAAAUCUGAACACUUUUAUUCACCUCGCAGUUCUGAUUGUCGGAUUGAUUUUUUCAUGGAAGAACACGAAAUCCAGCAGCUUCUUCUUCUUUCUGUCCAGGGAAUUCCAGAGAUUUGCCAAUUUUGAGCCAUCUGUGAAAGUAGAGAAGAAGAAGAGAUCGUCGUCGUCGUCGUCGUCGACGUUGUCCGCCGAUAAUCAUCAAUUGAGCGCGGCGUGCAAGAGCGGCGACAUGGAAAUAGUGCUGAAAAGCUUGGGGAUGGUCUCCAAUGGCGGAGAGGGAUUUUGCAGCAGGAUGGAUGCAGAUGACCUCUUUGCCAUGUUCGAGGAGAGGAAUCCAUCUCUGGAGGAAGUGAAGGCAGCGUUCGAGGUUUUCGAUGGAAAUCGUGACGGAUUCAUCGAUGCAGAAGAUCUCCAGAAAGUUCUGUGCAGUUUGGGGUUGAAGGAAGGGUCGGAAAUGGAGAAUUGCAGAAGAAUGAUUAGGGUUUUCGAUGAAGACGAAGAUGGAAAAUUGGAUUUCCAAAACUUUGUCAACUUCAUGGAGAAUACUUACAAUUAGUUAAUUAGUUAAUUAUUUUUAUUUUUAUUUUUGGUUCCUUAAUUUGGUGUGGAACACUUCACCUCAUCUUGUAUGAUAAUUUUUGGUGGGGAAUCAUUACUAUUGGGAAUAUAAUUGCCAAAAGUAUUUUGGACAAUUGAUGUUAUUUAGAUAAAAUAAUUUUUAUUAUUUAUUUGGUAUUGAGUGAACAAAAAAAAUAAAAUAUAUGGGUGUGUUUGUCUUA
Andrographis paniculata is the source of this 966-nucleotide messenger RNA. RefSeq names its product probable calcium-binding protein CML46. Lineage: Eukaryota; Viridiplantae; Streptophyta; Magnoliopsida; Lamiales; Acanthaceae. The transcript has a single exon. Bases 105 to 743 code for a protein of 212 amino acids. Gene Ontology annotation, molecular function: calcium ion binding. The record is from RefSeq and is a predicted model, not a curated record.